Messenger RNA from Dermatophagoides pteronyssinus (European house dust mite), 638 nucleotides. RefSeq lists its product as uncharacterized. The record is from RefSeq and is a predicted model, not a curated record. Lineage: Eukaryota; Metazoa; Arthropoda; Arachnida; Sarcoptiformes; Pyroglyphidae.
UCUCAUCAUCAAUAUCAUCUCAAGAUUUGUUAUCGGAUUUUUAGUUGGCUUUUUGCAUGUGAUCAAUAAUCAAACGUCGUAAAUAUUUUAUAGUCGAACAAACAAGCAAAAAUGUCGAUUGAACAUAAAAAAUUCAUCGUCAGAUUGAUUAUUCCAACAAUAUUUGUUAUUAUUGUUCAUCUUUCAUCGAUUAUCGAUGGAACAAUAAUUGAUAAUUGUAAAUUGGAUAACGAUAAAAAUUUAACCGAACAACGAUAUACUCGAUUGCAAUCAAUUGAAUUGAAAUAUUUACAAGCCAAGUCGGAAGCACAAAAAUUGAUUGAUGAUAAUCGUGAAAAAGGUCUACAAGAUGAUAAUCUAAUCAAUCGCUAUGAUGAUCUUCUGAGAAAUUAUGAACAAUAUGAUUAUAUGAUGAAAAAUGAUCCAGAAAUGUGUGAUACAUUCAUCGAUGAAUUGGAAAAUAUUGUCCAAUAUUUUAUCGAUAAAGUUUUGAAACCGCGUCGUCAAAGUCGAUGGAAUUCGAAAUGGGAAAAGUUUUUAGGAAAUUGACUUUUUCGUUUGGAAAAAAGUUCCGUAGAAAAAAUCUCUACAUGUGUUAAAUGAUCAUUUUAUUCAAAUAAAAAAAGAUAUUUUUCAAA